UGUGUUUUAAUAUUUGAUGACUAUGAAGAAAAUGACUUUCUAAGUGUCACUAUGCAAUAAACUGAAAAUCCCGUAUGUGAAACUUAUGUAAUUGUGAACAAUGGCACAAAGACAGGAAACUUCUUACUCCUACAUUUCAUUUCAAUAUACUGGAACAAUUUGCUUUGACUAUGUCCGAAAGAACGGAAAUGAUGAUAAAACAUAUUGAGGAAAAGUUAGCAGAAAACCCACAACAAGCAAUCAACAUCGUACCUUAUAUUACAAAAGUUGCCGGCGAUAUAAUACUCGAAACUGCAAUGGGCAUAACUUCGUAUGAAACUCUAUCUGAAUAUUCAAAGGCUUUGAACAGAUAUCUUAACCUCUACUUUGCGCGUGUAAACAACUGGAUUUAUUUGAUGAUAGAUGCACUAGGUCCGAUAUAUGAUUUACUUCCUAUAGCAAGAGAAACUAAAGCAGUUAUUACUUAUAUGCAUAACUUUGCAAAUGAAAUAAUACAAAAAAGAAAACUUAUGCGUAAUAUGCAGGACGACAAAAUUGAAAAUUUACAAAAUGAUUACAAUGCAUCAGACAAGUCGAGAAGGAAAGUAUUUUUAGAUCUUCUGUUAGAGUUGAGAGAUAAUGGCAACACUUCAUUAUCCGAUAAGAAAGUGAGAGCACAAGUCGAUACAUUCUUAUUCGCGGGUCAUGAUACGACGAAAACAUCGAUAUGUUGGGCGCUCUUUUGUAUAGGCAACUAUCUGAAAUAUCAAGAAAAGAUUCACGAAGAACUAGAAGAAGUGUUUAAAGAUUCACAGAAACCAGCGACCGUACAAGAGAUCUCGCAAUUAAAAUAUCUCGACAGGGUCAUAAAAGAGUCGCGCAGAUUAUAUCCAACUAUACCUUAUAUAGUGAGAAAACUGUCAGACGAUACGAAAAUAGGUGAUUACACAAUUCCAAACAAUACUCGAGUUCAUAUUUUAAUAUUACUGUUGCAUCGAAAUCCAGCAAUUUGGCCAGAUCCGUUAAAAUUCGAUCCAGAUCGAUUUUUACCUGAAAACAUCAAAUCAAUGCAUCCGUACGCCUACAUACCAUUCAGCGCGGGACCAAGAAAUUGUAUCGGACAAAAAUUUGCUACGCUCGAAGAGAAAAUUAUAUUAACGGCUAUACUCAGAAAAUGGAGAAUAAAAUGCGUGGAAACUCCUGAGACAAUAAUUGUAAAAAAUACUAUUACUUUAGUGCCAGUUCACGGAAUACAUAUUAAAUUUAUCCCGAAAAAAUAAAUAUUAUAUAUCAAUUAUAGUUUAUGUGCGUUAGGUGAAUAUAAAUAAAUACAGUAAAAUCUC
Messenger RNA from Pseudomyrmex gracilis, 1322 nucleotides. RefSeq names its product cytochrome P450 4C1-like. Gene Ontology annotation, molecular function: monooxygenase activity; iron ion binding; oxidoreductase activity, acting on paired donors, with incorporation or reduction of molecular oxygen. NCBI's taxonomy places the organism in Eukaryota, Metazoa, Arthropoda, Insecta, Hymenoptera, Formicidae. Bases 171 to 1259 code for a protein of 362 amino acids. The record is from RefSeq and is a predicted model, not a curated record. The transcript is spliced from 8 exons.